This is a messenger RNA of Eimeria acervulina, 333 nucleotides long. RefSeq lists its product as hypothetical. The transcript has 3 exons. The record is from RefSeq and is a predicted model, not a curated record. NCBI's taxonomy places the organism in Eukaryota, Apicomplexa, Conoidasida, Eucoccidiorida, Eimeriidae. The coding region runs from base 1 to 333 and encodes 110 amino acids.
AUGGUCAGUGAUGUGAAGAAAGGGGCCGACAGCUUCAACUGGUAUCGUUUGACACCGUUGCACGCAGAUGGUUACUUGUGUGAAGUCCGGCACAUUGUCGAAGCAUUGGCGCCCCCUGUUAUGGGUACGCAAGAAGAACGGUUUUCUCGUUUCCGGAUAAAGUGGGUGGGAGCAAACCAGCGCCGACAUGGGAAAGAACCAUUAAUAGAGCUGUGGCACCAGUGGACGUCAGUUGCGAUGUCUCUAAGUGUGGAAGAGGAACGCGCUUCUGCGUGCGCUAUGCAAGAGGCUUUUCGGUUUGGGUGUCCCGUUGUACGGAUUGUGCAAGACUAG